Messenger RNA from Tarenaya hassleriana, 1743 nucleotides. RefSeq lists its product as uncharacterized. Lineage: Eukaryota; Viridiplantae; Streptophyta; Magnoliopsida; Brassicales; Cleomaceae. Bases 244 to 1563 code for a protein of 439 amino acids. The transcript is spliced from 3 exons. The record is from RefSeq and is a predicted model, not a curated record.
CUAAGAAACGAUAACUGAAGAUUUCGAUUCAAAAGCUUAAUCCAAAAACAAAAACCCAGCAAUCUCUGACACGAUUUGCAUACACCCCUCUUAUCUUUCUUCACGAUUUUUAACAGGUGUUCUGCGUCUGCCCUCUGCUUUAUCAAUCUCAAUCCCUGGAUUUUUGUCAGUUAUGGGUUUGAUCCCUUGUUGAUUUCGGGGUUCUUUUAGGAGUUAAGAGGCAAAUAGGAGAAUGGUGAAGUGAUGGCAGCAGCUGAAGCAAGAGCCGUGUGGCAGAGAGCGGUUAACCGUUGCUUUGUCCAAGAAGACGCUAAAAGAGCUCCCAAGUUAGCUUGCUGCCAGCCAUCUUCGUCUGCUUCGGCUAAGCAGGUUGAUUCUGGUUCUGGCUCUGCUGGAGUUCCUGAUCCACGGGAUCAAUCUUCUGCAUGCUUCAUGCCUCUUAACCGAAACCAUAGAUUCCCAGAUCUUUCCUCCGACACGAGAUGGUGGGCUCAGAUGAAACCCGGCUAUGGAAACCAGAAUGAACUGAUGAGCCCAUCAGAGGCUGAUAUCGACAUUCCAGGAGAAGGGUCUGCAAGUUUACCAGCCAAGGACGACAGUUAUUUUCUUCCGGAGAUCGAUCAGGACAGUGUCAGCUGCAAGAAGCGGAAUCUUGAAACUGGAGAGACUGAAGGAAAGACUUUUACAUGUGAGGACUUUCAAGAGUAUAUCGAGUCGAUGGAAACGAGGGAAAGUUACGGUUUUGUUAACAUCGGAUACGAGUCUUCCGAAAAGUUCAAUGAGCUCUCUUUUGAUCUGGACUCGCCCUGGAAUCUUUCGAGCGAGAAGGCUGAGCCAUGGUGGCGGACUACAGAUACAGAUGAACUGGCCUCCUUUGUUGCACAAAAAUCUCUAGACUAUGUUGAGAACUGUGAUCUACCUCCUCCGCAGAAAAUGCACAAAGGGAGACACUCUUAUAGUAGUCCACGUUAUUUCGGCAUUGAUGGAUUAUCAUCUGUGGAUCGAUCGCAGGCGGGUUAUAUCACUAACCCAACCGUUCAAGGCCAUGGGCAACAGAGAGCCGGAUUUGAGCAAUCUAGCUCUGAAAUAUCAUUCAGCCAUAAGACAAGCAGCCUCAAGGACAGAGCAGAGAAGCCAUGGCAGGAUUCAUCAGAGUCUGGACUAAGCAAGGCAGAGCUAUUACAAGCACUACGCCAUUCUCAGACACGUGCAAGGGAAGCCGAGAAGGCGGCAAAAGAAGCAUGCGAAGACAAAGAUCAUCUCGUGAAGAUCUUGUUCAAACAAGCAUACCAGCUUUUCGCCUACAAGCAGUGGUUCCAACUGCUUCAGCUUGAAGCUCUCUACCUACAGAUAAAGAAGAAGAAGAAGAAGGGCAACAACACAGACCCAUCAAUGGAAAACCUUCCAUGGAUGCAUAACGAAGCUGGAAAACAGAGGAGGCAAUGGGAAAAGGACAACAGAGACAGAGGGUCUAAACAGAACUCCGAUGUGACAAAGUAUGCUGUUGCAUUUGCGUUAGGGUUGCUGCUUGGAUGGACGGUCGGAUGGAUGCUUCCAUUCUAGAGAUAGAGAGUGCGUGUGUGUGUUUCGUGUGAAGAACCCUCUUCAUGUUGUCCAGAUUGGCCUUUGAAUGCCAUUUCUCAAAUUUGGUUUAAUGGGUUUUUUAUGUUGUAAGAAUUUUGUUAAUAUUCUGUAUAGAUAUGUAAUGUUUAUAGCUUUGAUCUGUGUUCUGUGUUGUGUCUC